Molecule: messenger RNA, 2055 nt
Organism: Adineta steineri
Lineage: Eukaryota; Metazoa; Rotifera; Eurotatoria; Adinetida; Adinetidae
Source: the annotation of a GenBank genome assembly
AUGCCUACAACAACAACAGCAACACCAUCAUUGUCAAAUGAAACAAUUUCUAUGAUCGUCAAGCAACAUCUGCAGUCCGCUACUGAACGUAUCGAUGAGAAUAAAGAGAAUAUCACUCUCAUCUGGUUCGAUCCAGAUAUUGAAUCACAUAUAGAUACCGAGACUACAAUAGAACGAUUACGUGAAAUCAACGAUUAUGUUCUAUUUUACACCGAACUCAAUCAAUGUCGUACGCGUAUUCAAUCAAUUCAUAAUGAAAAAAUCUUUUUAAUCAUAUCGGAUACACAAGCUCCUAAACUUUUACCAUCAAUUAUGAAUCUUCCUCAAAUCGAUUCUAUCUUCAUAUUUCGUACGGAUAAAACUGAAGAUAAAAAUUUUACGAAUGAAUAUGUUAAAAUAGUUGGUGUUUAUGAAGAUCUAGAUUCUUUAUAUUUAUCAAUAGAAGAACAAGUUAAAUUUGUUGAAAAACAAUUGGAAACAUUUCAUAUAUUUGAUCAAUUUCAAAAAUCAAUUGGAAAUUUACCAAAACAAUCAGCUGAAUUUUUUUGGUUUCAAAUUUUGAAAAAUACUAUUGAUCGUUUUCCACAAAAUCUAAAUUCUAAGACACAAGCACUUGACAUAUGUCGUAGUUAUUAUCGAGGAAAUUCUAAACAACUUAAAGAAAUCGAUGAUUUUGAAAAUAAUUAUCAAUCAAAUUCAGCUAUUCAAUGGUAUGCAAAUAAAUCUUUUGUUUAUAAAUUAAUUAGUAAAGCUUUAAGAAGUGAAGAUAUUAAUCAAUUAUAUAAUUUCCGAUUUUUUCUUCGUGAUCUUACCAAGAAUCUUGCUCGUGAACAUCGCAAACUGAUUGAAUCACCUGAAAAAACAUUGACCGUAUAUCGAGGAAUGAGAUUAUCCUCUGAAGAACUCAAUAAAUUUAAAGAAAAUCAAGGAAAAAUUAUUUCAACCGAUGGUUAUUUAUGUACUACUCGACGUCGAGAUAAAGCACUUGCUUUUGCUACGAAACCUACAGAAUAUUCUAAUAUUUUACCUAUUAUAUUCGAAAUUCAAUGUGAUAUACAACAAUUAGGUAACAAAAUUAUUUUUGCUGAUAUUGCUGAGUUCAGUGAACAUUCGAGUGAGCGAGAAGUAUUAUUUGAUUUGGAUAGUGGUUUUCGAUUGGAAAGUGUCGAACAGGAUGAUGAUCAAGUAUGGAUUAUUAAAAUGAAUGUUUCAACUGAUGCACAAACAAGCACGCAUGAUUAUAUCGAAGACACAGGUCGUGAAACUGAUAGGAAAACUAAAGGUAUUAUAUUUGGUCAAUUAAUGUGUCAAGCUGAUCAUUAUGAUAAAUCUCAACGAUAUUUUGAACAAUUAUUAGUAUAUCCAAAUGAUGAAGAUAUUGCUUGGCUUGAAUUUAAUCUUGGCUACGUUGCUCAAUAUAAAGGUGAUUUAAAACGAGCAAGAGAUUUAUAUGAUCAAGCUUAUGAUCGAAUGAUGCAUGCUAAUCCACCAAGAAUUCAAGAUUCUGCUUAUGCAUUAAGUAGCAUUGGUACUGUUCUUGAAACACAAGGAAAAUAUGAUGAAUCCCGUCAAUUUUAUGAACGAGCUUUAAAAAUACGUGAAACAUUUUAUCCUGCCGAUCAUCCAGAUAUUGCUUUAAGUCUUAGAAAUAUUGGUAGUCUUCUUUACAAGCGUCAAAAAUAUCCUGAAGCUUUAGUUUUUCUUCAACAAGCAUUGAAGAUACAAGAGAAAUAUUAUCCUGCUAUUCAUCCAGAGAUUGCUUACAGUUUAAAUCUUGUUGGUAAAGUUCUUCUUAAACAAGGAAAGAAUAGUGACGCAUUGAAAUUAUCUCAACAAGCACUUAAAAUACAAGACAAAUAUUAUCCUGAUGAUCAUCGUGAUAAAAUUGAAUGUCUUAAUAAUAUUGCAGCAAGUUAUGUGAAACUUAAGGUACCAAGAAUGGCACUUGUUAAUUACAAACGAGCAUUAGCAAUUCAAGAGAAAAAUCUACCCAUUGGACAUCCUGAUCGAGUAAAGACUGAAGCAAAUAUUCGCGAACUUUCUUCUCUUAAAUAA